This is a messenger RNA of Exophiala bonariae, 1545 nucleotides long. RefSeq lists its product as uncharacterized. The transcript has a single exon. Gene Ontology annotation, cellular component: fungal-type vacuole. Gene Ontology annotation, molecular function: metalloaminopeptidase activity; zinc ion binding. Gene Ontology annotation, biological process: proteolysis. NCBI's taxonomy places the organism in Eukaryota, Fungi, Ascomycota, Eurotiomycetes, Chaetothyriales, Herpotrichiellaceae. The record is from RefSeq and is a predicted model, not a curated record. Bases 1 to 1545 code for a protein of 514 amino acids.
AUGGUCAGGAAAACUUCCUCCGGCUUCUUCACCUCUAUACAUGAAGAUAUGCCGCUGCAUGUCGCUAGAGGCUACGAUAGAAUGGUUCAGCAUACUGCGUAUCCCCUUCAGUCACCAGCCUCCUCCUGUUCAGCAACCUCGCCUGCUCCUGAGUCAUCCUUCUCCCCCGAGAAAUAUACGAAACCCUAUAUUGAUUUCAUGACAAACAAUCCAACAGUAUUCCACGCAGUUGAUGCUUUCACCUCGCAAUUGAAGGCAGCUGGCUACGAAUAUCUCUCCGAACGGACAUUAUGGAAGAUAAAGCCUGGCGGUAAAUACUACACCAAACGAAACGGCAGUGCUUUUAUCUCAUUUGCUGUGGGCAAGGACUACAAACCUGGAAAUGGCCUCGGCAUAGUCGCUGGACACAUCGAUGCCUUGACUGCAAGGGUCAAGCCAGUCCCCAAGCUUUCGACAAAGGCCGGCUACGUCCAACUUGGAGUUGCUCCCUAUGCCGGUGGAAUGAACUUUACAUGGUGGGACCGCGAUCUGGGUAUCGGCGGUAAGGUUCUUGUCAAGGGAAAGGAUGGGAAAGUGACUGAGAGAUUGGUCAAACUUGACUGGCCUAUCGCAAGGAUUCCGACUUUGGCGCCUCAUUUUGGCGCUGCUUCCCAAGGCCCUUUCAAUUUAGAAACAAAUAUGGUGCCAAUCGUUGGCUUGGAUAACUCCGAUCUCACUGGCAAGAAGGACGCAUCACUCAAUCUGCCGGCUGGUACAUUUGUUGCCAAACAGCCCGAGAGAUUGGUCAAAGCAAUAGCUGGCGAACUAGGUGUACAAGAAUACACCUCAAUAGUCAACUGGGAACUUGAACUAUUCGAUAUCCAGCCCGCGCAGCUUGGCGGACUUGACAAAGAAUUCAUCUUCGCCGGGAGAAUUGACGACAAAUUAUGCUGUUUUGCUGCCAUCGAGGCACUUUUGGCUUCUUCGGACGAUGCCUCUCCAGGAAUUGUCAAAAUGGUCGGAUGCUUUGAUGACGAAGAGAUUGGCAGCUACCUCCGCCAAGGUGCUAGAAGCAAUUUUAUGUCCAGUGUCAUUGAAAGAAUUGUCGAAUCUGUCUCUGACUACAGUGGUCCCAACCUUAUCAGCCAGACCCUCGCCAAUACCUUCUUAGUAUCAUCAGACGUAAUUCAUGCCGUCAACCCCAAUUUCCUGGGUGCUUAUCUUGAGAACCAUUCACCACGAUUGAAUGUCGGUAUUGCAGUGUCGGCUGAUCCCAAUGGACACAUGACUACUGACUCUGCCUCGACCGCGCUACUUUCACGCAUUGCAGAGAAGAGUGGUAGUACCCUCCAGGUUUUCCAAAUACGAAACGAUUCCCGAAGUGGAGGAACCAUUGGUCCAAUGACCUCGUCUCAGCUAGGCUGCCGUGCGAUUGACUGCGGUAUUCCCCAAUUGAGCAUGCAUUCCAUCCGCGCAACUACUGGAUCCCUCGACCCUGGCUUGGGAGUCAAGCUGUACAAGGGUUUCUUUGAUCACUAUGAAGAGGUCGACAAGGAGUUUGAAUGA